CAGGUUGAAAACUUAGACCUAUACCCGGAUUCAUGUCGGGUACCCAGUGGGUACGGGUCCGGGUCAUUGCCAACCCUACCUAAAACCCUUCGCCUCAAUUUUCUCUUUCGAAUCUCUGCUUCACCUUCACAGACAAAGAGCCCGCAAGAAAGAUUAAAAAAUAAUACAAAUCAUAGACACAGAGCCCGUAAGAAAGACCCAAAUAUAAUACAAAACAAGAAGCAUCUGUUUCCAUGACGAAAUCCCAUUUGUAGAUAGAGAAUAAAAACCAAGACGCCCCUGUUUCUUAUACAUUAGAACUUAGCCAUUAUCUCAUGGAAACCCAAAGUCCGCAUUCUAAGAAAAAGCCGUUUUUCACCCAUUGGAGAAUCAGAUUCUUAAUCCAGAAAGCAAGCUGCCACUGAAUAUAGAGAGCCCAACAUUCUAGAGAGAAAGAAAGCAACAACAAAGCCCCGAAAGCCCCUAAAACAAAAGUUGGACAAUGAAACCUUUCUCCCAUUUCAAUGGCGUCUGAGCCCUCUCCAGAAACCCUAAUUUCUCCCUUGAAACUCUCUGAAAUAGACAAAGAUGGCUCCUUUUAUGGAGAUUCUGUGAAGAAAACUCCAGAAGAACCUCCUAAAAGUGUUAGCAAGAAAGCAGCAAAGAAAGAAGCCGUGAAAGCUGAGAGGUUGAAGAAAAAGCAAGAAAUGGCGGCCUCUGCAGCUCCAGUUGAUGAAGCAGACCCUCUGGCUUCGCAUUACGGAGAUAUUCCUUUGAAGGAGCUUCAAUCUAAGGAGAUCAGUGGUCAAGCAUGGACCGAAGUGAAGUCCUUAUCAGAUGAAUUCAAGGAUAAAGAGAUUUUGAUCCGAGGACAGGCUCAAACCAUUCGAGCUGUGAGCAAAAACAUGGCUUUCAUUGUAGUGAGAGAGAGGGGGUUCACAGUGCAAUGUGUUUUCACUGUUGCUCCAGGGUUUGUCAGUAAACAGAUGGUUAAAUUCGUCACUGGUUUGAGCAGAGAAUCAUAUAUUGAUGUCUAUGGGGUGGUCUCAGUUCCUGGAAUGGAAAUUAAGGGCACCUCUCAACAGGUGGAAGUUCAAGGAAGAAAAGUAUUCUGUAUCAGUAGAGCUAUUCCAACUUUACCCUUUAAUCUUGAGGAUGCAGCUCGUAGUGAAACUGAAUUCAUAAAAGCUGAGCAGACUGGAGAACAGCUUGUUCGGGUCGGUCAGGAUACUCGUUUGAACAACAGAGUGCUUGACAUUCGCACUCCUGCCAAUCAAGGGAUUUUUCGCAUUCAAUAUCAAGUUGGAAAUCUAUUUAGAAUGUUCUUGUCAUCUGAAGAUUUUGUUGAGAUCCAUACUCCAAAGUUAAUUGCGGGUGCAAGUGAAGGAGGUUCGGCAGUUUUUAAACUGGACUACAAAGGUCAACCUGCUUGCCUAGCACAAUCCCCACAGUUACACAAGCAAAUGGCAAUUUGUGGUAAUUUUGGUCGUGUUUUCGAGGUUGGUCAUGUUUUCAGGGCAGAAGACUCUUUCACUCAUAGGCACCUAUGUGAGUUUACAGGCCUUGAUGUGGAAAUGGAAAUUAAGGAGCACUAUUUUGAGGUACUGGACAUUCUGGACAGAUUAUUUGUGCAUAUUUUCGAUGGAUUAAAUCGGAUGUGCAAAAAGGAGCUCGAAGCGGUAAACAAGCAAUAUCCAUUUGAACCUCUGAAGUACUUACGGAAAACUCUGCAAAUUACUUUCAAAGAGGGGAUUGAAAUGCUCAAGGAAGCUGGCUUUGAAGCAGAUCCCUUGGGUGAUCUAAAUACAGAAACAGAGAGAAACUUGGGUCAGCUUGUUCGGGAAAAGUAUGACACUGACUUCUAUAUACUUCACCGCUAUCCUCUAGCUGUACGGCCAUUUUACACCAUGCCAUGUUUCGAUGAUGAUUUGUACAGUAACUCAUUCGAUGUAUUCAUCCGUGGUGAGGAAAUAAUUUCAGGAGCUCAGCGUGUUCAUGAUGCCGAUUUCUUGACCAGUCGAGCACAGGAAUGUGGAAUUGAUGUGAAGACGAUAUCUACUUAUAUUGAUAGCUUCCGGUGUGGUGCGCCUCCUCACGGUGGGUUUGGUGUAGGAUUGGAGCGUGUGGUGAUGCUUUUCUGUGGCCUUAACAACAUACGCAAAACUUCUCUUUUCCCUCGUGACCCCCAGAGGCUUGCUCCAUGAUACUAAUCCAUGUUUCUUCUUCUGUGGUCUGGUUUUGCCCCUUUUUUUUUUUCCUUUCAGAAAUUGGUCCGAGUACUUUGUAUAUUUAUCCCAUUUUUCUCUACUGGGCUUUGUUUCAUUACUAGCUUCUAAUCAAAAUUUUUAACUAGGCAUUUCUUUUGAUAAAGCAAUGAUUUAGGAGGAUUGUUAAUUUUUCAUUAUAAUGACAUGAAAUUUAUCAGGAUUAAA
Messenger RNA from Amborella trichopoda, 2411 nucleotides. RefSeq names its product aspartate--tRNA ligase 2, cytoplasmic. Gene Ontology annotation, cellular component: aminoacyl-tRNA synthetase multienzyme complex; cytoplasm; cytosol. The record is from RefSeq and is a predicted model, not a curated record. Lineage: Eukaryota; Viridiplantae; Streptophyta; Magnoliopsida; Amborellales; Amborellaceae. Gene Ontology annotation, biological process: aspartyl-tRNA aminoacylation. Gene Ontology annotation, molecular function: ATP binding; aspartate-tRNA ligase activity; RNA binding.